Messenger RNA from Sinocyclocheilus anshuiensis, 3018 nucleotides. Its product is annotated as carbohydrate sulfotransferase 12-like. NCBI's taxonomy places the organism in Eukaryota, Metazoa, Chordata, Actinopteri, Cypriniformes, Cyprinidae. Bases 279 to 1589 code for a protein of 436 amino acids. Gene Ontology annotation, cellular component: membrane. The record is from RefSeq and is a predicted model, not a curated record. Gene Ontology annotation, molecular function: sulfotransferase activity. The transcript is spliced from 2 exons. Gene Ontology annotation, biological process: proteoglycan biosynthetic process; carbohydrate biosynthetic process.
AAGCUUAUUGGAGGUCUGGUAGAGCAUGCACUCUAUAAAGGUUUGUAAAAAUAAAGCGAGAGUGUGCUGACUAAACUCCUCGUGUCUGUACGGUUCAACAGCAGAGGCUUGCGCACACUUGGAAAUCUCGCGACACUAAAGCGCUGCUGUGUCAACACCCCGCGCCCACAUCCCUCCUCAGCUGACGCCGUCUGCCUGCCGAGAAAUUCCCUCUCCUGCGAUGAGACUAUGAUGAAUGCAGUCUGGGCUGUCGAUUGUGUAAUGGAGUUGAGGUGAGAAUGGCACUUUCUCAGUCAAAAUCGACCAAAAUGGGAAAGUCGAGAUUGUUCCGCAUUUUUAUGAUAGUGGGCGCUGUCUUCAUGAUCCUUCUUAUAAUCAUAUACUGGGAUGAUGUGGGGGCCUCAAAUUUUUACCUGCACACAACUAUCUCUGGGCCCCAACCAUCAUGCCUCUCUCCACAGAGCCGUCGUGACCCAGAAAAGAAAGUAGAGGAAGACAAAGAGGGCUCGUUUUUGACAGACAUUGAUGCUUUUGUCAACCAGUUUUUAGAAGGAACCGCAGACCCCACGGAACAGGUGAGAGGAGAACCGCCCCCUGGAGACCCUCACAAUCAGUCCUCUGAGAAAUCGGAGGAGAAAUUUGUCCCGAGACGAGAGUGGAAGAUUCAUCUGACUCCAAUUGGCCCUGAGAAAAAACAAAGGCAGGAGAGUAGAAAGCAGCUGAUCCAAGAUGUGUGCGGUAACAAAAGUUACUUUGACUUCCCCGGAAAGAACAGGACUUUUGAUGACAUACCCAAUAAAGAAUUGGAUCACCUCAUCGUGGAUGACAGGCAUGGGAUUAUUUACUGUUACGUUCCCAAGGUGGCCUGCACAAACUGGAAGCGCAUCAUGAUCGUGCUGAGCGAGAGCCUGUUAUUGGACGGUGUGCCAUAUCAAGACCCUCUGGAUGUUCCUCAGGAGCUCAUCCAUAACAGUAGCCUGCACUUCACCUUCAACAAGUUCUGGAAGCGCUAUGGAAAGUUCUCACGGCACCUCAUGAAAAUCAAGCUUAAGAAAUACACCAAGUUUUUGUUCGUCAGGGAUCCUUUCGUGCGACUGAUCUCUGCCUAUCGCAACAAAUUCGAACAAGAGAACGAGGACUUCUACAAAAGAUUCGCAGUCGUCAUGUUGAGAAAAUACAGCAAUUACACGGAUCCACCAGCAUCGGUCGUGGACGCUUUCGCUGCUGGGAUUCGACCGUCUUUCUCGAAUUUCGUUCAGUAUUUAUUGGACCCUAACACUGAGAAAGAGAUGCCUUUCAACGAGCACUGGAGACAAAUGUACCGUCUGUGCCAUCCCUGCCAGAUAAAUUAUGAUUUUGUGGGGAAGCUGGAGACCUUGGAUGAGGACGCUGAGCAUUUGUUGCGGAUUCUCCGCGUAGACAAUGUCGUCGAGUUCCCGCAAAGUCAUCACAACCAAACCGUCAGCAGUUGGGAGCAGGACUGGUUCGCCAACUUACCGUUGGAGUCCAGAAAAGAGCUGUACAGGCUGUAUGAAGCCGACUUUAAACUGUUUGGAUAUUCCAAACCAGACAAGCUGGUACAUGAGUGAUACACUGUUCGCCAACUUUACUGAGGUGCUGACAAGAUUUUCACAGCACAAGAAACAGGGCAAUAGGAGUUCCUGCUGCUUGGUUCUUAAUGUGCGGCUCGUUCACGUGAUGCUGUUUAUAAAGGCCCUUUCACAUGACCGGCGUCCAGAUGUUUGGCUAGUUAACAUGGUCCAGUUGGUAGAUACCGUGAUUGAAUCAUCUGCUUCCAAAAAGCAUCUUUCUCCAUUGACAGCUAAAAGUACGGCACCCAAACAUGACAUCAGUAGAAAAAAAUGAAGAAGUUGUUUCCACAACUUAAUUUGUUCCCUCAUUUUAGUUCAAUUGUGGCCAUGUUCUACUAAUUUGUUCCCUUGUUCGAUUGUGGCCACGAUUGAACUAAAUUCAAAUGAGGGAACUAAUUAGUUAGCCACGAUUGAACUAAAACAAGUGAACGAAUUAAUACAUGGCCAUGAUUUAGCUAAAUUAAAAUGAGCGAAUAAUUUAAUACAAAGUGGGUGAAUUAGUACACCAUGGCCGUGAUUUAAAUAAAAUGAGGGAACGAAUGAGUACAACAUGGCCACAAAUUAAUAAGUUGAGGGAACGAUUUUCUUACUUUGUGGCCAUGAUAUCUAUUUUUUUUCUUCCACAUGUCACAUACAUACAAAAGUAUUUGUGAUUCGCAAAUAUUAUAGUGGAUGUUUUAGCAGUGCCUGUUUUGUUUUGUUUUUUCUUCUGAAUUUAUAUUUUGAGGGCUCUUAAAAGCAUAAUAUGGACAUGGUUAUUUAAUUUUUUUUCCUCAGAGCUCAUUAUAAUCACUAGAGAAGGGUUUAAUGCAGUCAGCCAAUCGGCCAUGAUCUUACAGCUCAGGUAAUUGGCCAAAAACACGCUGUAAGUAAAGAUGAUCAAUAAGUCAUGGAAAAAUCAUGAAAAGCAUUGCUGACUUUGACACUGGCACUUUGAAUAGAACAGUGAUAAAUGGUGCAGCAAACUUAAUUUUGGUGUUGCGUUAACGUUUACUCUGUCCUGAGGGUAAUGUUGAGUCAUGUGAAAGAGCCUUUAGGCCCUUGUGGAGCUUGUGGGCAUUGAAAAGUGAAUAUACAUUCCUUGCACACAGGUUAUAUUUCCUCAGUCCAUUUCCCAGUAUCCCAUUAAAUGUGUUACUGUUAUUUGUAUGGACCUCAUGGACAAUUUGAGAGACAUUUUGAUGGUUACCUACGCAAAGAAGCCUGCACAAUUGUCUUUUUUUUAAAAUAUAUAUUCUCAACAGUGUUUUAAAAACAAACUCAUCACCUCAUUAGUAUUAUUCUUAUAAUGUGGAUGGAUGUGAUAAUCCCAGCAAGAGACCUUUGUCCCUCAAUUUUAAGUUGUAUAGUUGUAUGUUUUACCUAAAGAACCACCAAACUAAAAUAUCACAAGACAUUUCAAAAAAGUAUUGUACAUUUAGCAAAU